Carica papaya (papaya) is the source of this 395-nucleotide messenger RNA. The record is from RefSeq and is a predicted model, not a curated record. Lineage: Eukaryota; Viridiplantae; Streptophyta; Magnoliopsida; Brassicales; Caricaceae.
ACCACAGUGGUCUUACCACUAAGGAUCGGAACCAUAUACAGGACUUGUUUUGUUCUAACAAGAUUAGAGUGGUUGUUGCAACUGUGGCAUUUGGCAUGGGCCUUAACAAGACAGAUGUUGGAGCAGUAAUUCAUUACAGCUUGCCAGAAAGCUUGGAAGAGUAUGUUCAGGAGAUUGGCCGUUCAGGACGGGAUGGGAGGUUGUCCCACUGCCAUCUGUUGUUUGAUGAUAUCACGUAUUUCAAACUGAGAAGCCUCAUGUACAGUGAUGGGGUAGAUGAAUACACAGUAAACAAGUUUCUCUUUCAAGUUUUCUCCAGUGACAUGAAUGUCCAUGGGAAAAUUUGCUCACUAGUUAAAGAAGCUGCAUCUCGCAAAUUUGACAUGAAAGAAGAG